Amphibalanus amphitrite is the source of this 907-nucleotide messenger RNA. RefSeq names its product keratin-associated protein 19-2-like. NCBI's taxonomy places the organism in Eukaryota, Metazoa, Arthropoda, Thecostraca, Balanomorpha, Balanidae. Bases 90 to 701 code for a protein of 203 amino acids. The transcript has a single exon. The record is from RefSeq and is a predicted model, not a curated record.
CCGCGGUGAGACGGAUUGUCAGCCAGUCUCCGGCCCGGCCGUCCGCCGCCCACCUCCCGAACCCCGCAGACACCCUCUCCUCCCCCGCCAUGCUGCGACUCGUCGUUCUGUUCGGCGUGCUGGCCACCGUGCUGUCCGAGCCCGAACCCGGCUACCUCCGCUACGGAGGCUACAGGGGCUACGGCCUCGGCUACGGGCUCGGCUACCGGUCGUACGGCUACGGCGGGCUCCGCCACAGGCGCUCGGCCGACCCUGAACCCGGCUACCUCCGCUACGGCGGCUACAGGGGCUACGGCCUCGGCUACGGGCUCGGCUACCGGUCGUACGGCUACGGCGGGCUCCGCCACAGGCGCUCGGCCGACCCUGAGCCCGGCUAUCUGCGCUACGGCGGCUACAGGGGCUACGGCCUCGGCUACGGGCUCGGGCUCGGCUACCGGUCGUACGGCUACGGCGGACUCCGCCACAGGCGCUCGGCCGACCCUGAGCCCGGCUACCUGCGUUACGGUGGCUACAGGGGCUACGGCGGCAUCGGCUACCGCCGGUACGGAGGCUACGGAUACGGUGGUUUCCGGCACCGGCGCUCCGCGGACCCUGAGCCCGGCCACCGCCGCUACAGAGGCUACGGGGGCUACGGAGGAUACCGCGGAUACCGCGGCUACGGAGGAUACCGCCGCGGCUACGGCGGCUACGGCUACCACUAGACUGGCCGCAGACAAACCCCCAGGGACCGGGGACUGCGUGCGCCCGGUCCGCGGCGGCUCGUGCGGCGCCCAGGGGGCCCGGCGCGACUAGUGUCACGCGCCGGGCCUCAGUCGGCGCCGAGACGCCGCCGAGACCAGUCCGGCGCACAUUCACCCGACGGCGAUCGCCGUCCAAACCGCGUAAAUACACUGUCCGAUCUACAGGA